AUGAUGGCAGGGCUGAGGGGAAGACAAGCUCAGGCGGAAAGGUUGAAUAAUGAAUGGGAUGAUCGGCCCUGGAUUGCCCCCGCACAUCACCAAACUAACGUUACUGCGCGGGUUGAAGCCCCGUCUUUUUCUUCUGAUCGUUUUUUUCCUCCGCAACCUACUCCCUGUGACCAGCUGGCAAGCAGACAGUCGCUCCGCAUGUCGGACUUCGACUUUUCGCUCUCUACAACACCUUCUUCUCGAAUACCGGAUCGCCAACCUUUUUUUCUAGAAGAAAAUCUCGAAAGCGCAAUAGCGAGUAACCGCGCCGUUCUUCGUUCUUCUGCAUCCCUUUCUUCCUUGCUCUACCCAACUGAACCGCUCCCAAACAUGAGCAGCAAUCCCACGAAAAUUCCUGACGCAUGGGAUGACGAUUGGGAGAAACUGGCUGAUAAACAAUCCGACGUUCCUGAACAGCCUCCAGAGAAGAAAGUCUCAUCGAAAGUCACCAAGGCUCAGCGGAGAGCAGCGCAAGCGGAAUUCAACCGGCAGCUGUGGGCAGAAGCUGAAUCCGCGCAGACAUUCCACUUCCUCGAAACCAAAUCGGCCGUUCCGCUGAAGCAAGACUUCAAGCCCGCUGUCACCGUCCUCAGUCGCAGGCCACAGAUUGCGUCGCGGCAGGCAGCUGGAGUCGAGUCUGCCACCGCAGGCCUCGCCCGCCUGGGUCUCAACGCAGAUGGGAAGGAUCUUUCAGACUCGGAAGAAGAGGAGACAAACAACAAACCUCCCGAGCUGACUCCGGAAGAGCGCCAGGCGAAAGCACUCAGGGACCUGGAGGAAAAACAGCGCAAAUACGAAGAGGUGCGAGAGAGACUGUUCGGCAGCUCUUCGAAUCCUGGGUCCGGAACGUCGUCCACCGGAAGCACCACGCCGCCACCAUCCAGACAUCAUCAUCACAACAGCGGUGACGGCCGCGGUAGAGGCAGGAAUCGCGGUGGAGCCAGAGACAGAGACAGAGACAACCGGGAGAAGCGGGAUUCCCCGGGAUCGUCAGGCAAAUCGAGGCAGCUCUAUGAUCCAAACUACUCAGCCAAGCCGAACUCGUCGUAUCUACAGAGACGGGAGCGGCCGCAACGCCAGUCCCAGUCCACCGACCGAUCGGACAGCGAGCAGCAGUCUCCGCGCCAGCCUACGCGAAGCCCGCGAGGGCCUGACGGUAGUGGACGUGGUGGAUUUGGAUUCGGUUCCAGAGGAAGAGGUGCUUGA
Rasamsonia emersonii CBS 393.64 is the source of this 1245-nucleotide messenger RNA. RefSeq lists its product as uncharacterized. The coding region runs from base 1 to 1245 and encodes 414 amino acids. Lineage: Eukaryota; Fungi; Ascomycota; Eurotiomycetes; Eurotiales; Trichocomaceae. The record is from RefSeq and is a predicted model, not a curated record. The transcript is spliced from 3 exons.